Molecule: messenger RNA, 3485 nt
Organism: Heteronotia binoei (common prickly gecko)
Lineage: Eukaryota; Metazoa; Chordata; Lepidosauria; Squamata; Gekkonidae
Gene: PDE3B
Product: phosphodiesterase 3B
Exons: 16
Coding region: 1-3300 (1099 amino acids)
Biological process (GO): signal transduction
Cellular component (GO): membrane
Molecular function (GO): 3',5'-cyclic-AMP phosphodiesterase activity; protein kinase B binding
Source: RefSeq, a predicted model, not a curated record
AUGAGGGACAGGAAAGAAGGUGCUGCUGCCCUCUGCGCCUCCGCCCUUCCCCGGGGACACCACCGACUUGCCAGCCUGCCCCCUCCGGAUAGUGGCCCUCCCCUCGCCAGCAGCCCGAGGAACGGCUACGUGAAGGGCUGCGCGACCGCUUUGCCUCAGAGCCCCCCGCUGGGUCUCCUCUGGCUUCUGCCGGCUGCUUCUCGGCGGGCUCUCUGCACGGUGGGCGCCGCGGUUGCUGUCGCUCUGCUCUGCGGGCUCCGCUGGCAGGAGGGCGAGGCGGGGCUGCUGCUGCUCGGGCUGUGCCGCAGCCUCAGCCCCCUCUUCAGCCUCGCCUGCGCCUUCUUCUUCCUCACCUGCUACCUGGCUCGGGACGAGCCCGGCGGCCUCGGGUGGCUCCUGGCGCUGCCGCUGUGCUGCUAUUCCGGGGACUGGGUGGCGCUGCAGUGGCUGCUGCUGCCCUGCCCGGACCUAGCGAAGGAGGGCGCCUCCCAGGCUGCGCCGGCUGAACUGCAGAUGGUGGCAGGGCGGCUGCUGACCGCGCUGAGCGCCGUGGCGGGGCUCACCCUCUUGCAACGCAGCCUCAAGCUGAGCAGGAGCCUCCUGGUUUUGGUCUUCUCGAGCCUGAUGUGGCUAGUGUCGCUCACCAGCCUGGGAUCUCUGCCCCCGGCCCUUCGGCCGCUACUCUCUGGUUUGGUCGGGGUGACUGGCUGCCUGCUGGCGCUGCUGGGCGCAGAGCGGGGCAUCUUCUCCUCUUGUGACUCGCCGGGCCGAGGGCCGCAGCGACGCCCCCACCACAGUCACCCCAGACUGCCCAGCAACGCAGAGGAAAAAGUACCUGUGAUUAGACUCAGGAGGAGAUCCAGCUGCGUGUCCUUGGGAGAGACUUCAACCAGCUACUAUGGCAGCUUUAAAAUGUUCAGGAGACCGUCUUUGCCUUGCAUUUCCAAAGAACAGAUGAUUCUUUGGGACUGGGACUUAAAACAAUGGUAUAAACCUCAUUAUCAGAAUGCUUGCAGUGGAACUGGAAUUGAUCUUUCUGUGCUAAAUGAAACCCGCAACAUUGUGUCUGACCUCCUGAAUGAGCCAGGCCUUCCCCCUCAUGUGAUUUCUUCCCUUCAGAGCAUUAAUAGCUUGAUGAGUGCUUUCUCAGGAUCAUGCAGGCAAAAAGCUAACCUGUUUACACCAUUUCCGGGCUUUUAUCCGUGUCUAGAAGUGGAGGCCUCAUCUGACAAAGGAGAUCAUAAGCCACACAAGGGACUAAAUAGCCGAAAUAGCUUACCAACUCCACAGUUAAGGCGGAGUUCAGGCACCUCAGGUUUUCCUCCCGUUGAGCAGUCAUCCUCUCGAUGGGAACGCCAUAAUGGCAAAAGACCACAUCAUGAAUAUAAUUCUUCAAGUCAAGGAUCCUAUCCAAAUGGGCCUUUUAACACAAACCUGUUGACAAUACCAAAACAAAGAUCAUCUUCAGUGACCUUGGCUCAUAAUAUAGGCCCCAGACAAGCUGGUACUUCCUCAAAUUUAAGUCAUGUGAGUUCACCUACUAAUGGAUUUAUAUCCAGUGAGCUCCACCGGUCACCUGUAGAAUUUCCUGAUACUGCAGACUUCCUUACUAAACCAAGUGUUACUUUACAUAAACCUCUGGGAUGCACGUUUAAUUCUUCAGAUUCUCAGCAACCAUUUAGAACAUCUUCAUAUUAUACAUGUAGUAGUUGUGGACGUCAGAUAUUCAAGCCUGCUACAGCCUCAUUAUCUGAAUCUGCUUCAAAAUAUCAUAGCAAAAAAUCAGGUGAAGAUGGAAAUAAUGAAAUUCCAGAAGACCUGACUCACCAUACAGAGAAACAGGAUGGAACAGGAGAAUUAGAAGUUCACAAUCAUCAACUGGAUCAGACUGAAAACAAACAACUUAAUUUGGAGGAAGAUCCUCCAUUAGACCUGAUGGUAAUUGAAGACUAUGAUUCAUUAAUGGAAAAAAUGACCAACUGGAACUUCCAAAUAUUUGAUCUUGUUCAAAAAAUGGGAGCUAAAUCUGGAAGAAUCCUUAGUCAGGUUGCAUAUGCAUUGUUUCAAGACACUGGAUUAUUUGAAAUUUUCAAAAUUCCAACUUGGCAAUUCAUGAAGUACUUUCAAGCUCUAGAAAAUGGUUACCGAGACAUUCCCUAUCACAAUCGAAUACAUGCAACAGAUGUUCUUCAUGCUGUGUGGUAUCUUACAACACGACCGAUUCCUGGAUUUCAGCAAAUGCAUUCUAAUCCUACAGCAGGAAGUGACAUUGAUGCAGAUAGGCAGCCCAGUCAAGUUGCUUAUGUUUCCUCUAAGAGCUGUAUUGUUGAUGAAAAUUACGGAUGCUUAGCCUCAAAUAUUCCAGCUUUAGAAUUAAUGGCUCUGUAUGUAGCAGCCACUAUGCAUGAUUAUGAUCAUCCUGGUCGUACAAAUGCUUUUCUGGUAGCUACAAAUGCUCCUCAGGCUGUGCUGUACAACGACAGAUCUGUUCUAGAAAACCAUCACUCUGCUUCUGCAUGGAGUCUUUUCUUAUCUCUUCCAGAGUACAACUUUCUGCCUUGUCUGGAUAAUAUACAAUUCAAACGAUUCAGACUUUUAGUGAUUGAAGCAAUCCUUGCCACAGAUCUCAAAAAACAUUUUGACUUCCUUGCUGAAUUUAAUGCUAAGAUCAGUGAUUUAAACAAUCAUGGUAUUGAAUGGAACAAUGAAAGUGAUCGUCUAUUAGUGUGUCAGAUGUGCAUCAAACUGGCAGAUAUCAAUGGCCCAGCAAAAGCAAGAGAUUUGCACUUGAAAUGGACAGAAGGCAUUGUUAAUGAAUUUUAUGAGCAGGGAGAUGAAGAAGCAAGCUUAGGGUUACCUAUUAGCCCUUUUAUGGACCGCCAUUCUCCUCAACUGGCAAAAUUGCAAGAAUCUUUUAUUACUCACAUUGUUGGUCCCUUAUGUAAUUCUUAUCAUGCAGCUGGCUUGCUCCCAGGCCAGUGGAUUGACAAAAAAGAAGAUAACAUGGAAAGCACUGAUGAAUAUUAUGAUGCAGAAGAAUUAGAUAGUGAAUAUGAUGAACUAGAAGAUAUUGGCACAAAACCACAAUUUAAAAAUAGACAGCGAAUAUUUUGUCAGCUAAUGUACCAUUUGAAUGAAAAUCACAAAAUAUGGAAGAAAACGCUUGAAGAAGAAGAGCUAAAUAAAUCUGGAGAGAGUAAACAGUCAGAGAACACAUUGUUUUGCAAUACAGAUGAAAUUCAAGUUAUUGAGGAAGCAGAUGAAGAAGAAGAGCGACACCAAGAAGUAAAAACAGUCUGAGGCGUUUUCAGAAUGGUAUAUAGGAUGGUUUCAGAAAGAACAUAUUUUCACAACACUGACUAAAGAAUGACACAGUUGAUAAAACUAAAAAAAGAUCUGAUUACUGUGAGCAGACAUUUAUUUCUCUGGCAGUAUUCCACUCCUAUGCACUUCCAUCACAUGGAAUUCAAAAACUUUAUUUGGGA